UUAGAAUGGGAAAUUUAAGAAAAAUUAUAAUUUUCUUUUUCUUGACGAUUCUAUUAAUUGAGCUAAUUGAAUGCGUUCCAGCAGUUAAUGAAGAAGAAUCGAUCAUCAUUGCAGUAAAUAGUUGUGAACAUGAAGAGCUUUUAACCUGCACAAAUGAUGAUGAUGAUGAAUGUGAAAAAAUUAAUAAUGAACGCAAUUUAAAAAGACAAAAAAUUUGUGAAACAAGUCCACAAUGCACGUUUUGUAAUUUUGAUACACAGCCUGAAAUUUCAGCUUUAAAUGAAACAGAUUUAUUUAUUGAACCAGAAAUUGUCCCAACGCUGAGUCCACUAUCUGAAAUGUCAGCUGAAAAGAAUAAACCAAUAAACGAAAUAAUCACAAUCGAUGCGGACAUUUCUACAGUUACUGAAAAUCAGUCGAUCAAUAGGAAUGAUAAGGAACCUGCGAAAUUGAUAGAGAGAAAUAUUGUUAUCGCAAAUGAUAAUGAAACGCAUUAUUAUCGAGGAUAUGUAGAUCCAUCGUCAAAUAUCACUACCAUAAUACGCUUGACAAACUUAAUAAAUAACACAAAUGUUAUCAACAUGCCGACUACAUUAAAUAAUACCAAUAUAAAUAACAUUCACAUAUACAGUAAUAAAACUUCAAACAAUGGUGGAAAAUUUGGAUUGGGAUAUACGGAAGAGGGUGCUUGUUGCUGGACAACCAAACCAGGAACUCGAUGUAAGAAAACCACCGUUGGUCCAAAAUGUGAACAUAAAAAAGUAAAAGUCUGUGGAAAACAGUGUACUAAAAAGAUGAUCCAUCAAAAAAAUCCAUGCAAUAAUAUACCUCAAUGGCCUUAUAUUAUUUGUCCACAACAAAUGAAUUCAGGCUUACCACAAUAUUAUCCACAAUUCUCUCCUCCCACAUAUCCCCAAUUUGACGAUGAAUUCGAUGACGAUGAUGAUUUACCAUUAUUUCCAGAGGAUGAAGAACUACUGAAAGCAGAAUCAGGAUGGGUCGUAAUGCAAGAAAAGUGUAAAAUUGUUAGUGAAGAUGGCUUACACAUUUCAAACUGCACAGAAAAUAAUAUUGAAUUUGAACAUCCAUAUGCAAGAAACUCAAUUGGUGAUCAGCAAAAAAGAAGUGCUCGUCAUGCAGGAAAAUUUCCACAAAAUAUGCCAACACAAAAUUCUUUCAUGCCUCCUCAAUUUUAUGGAUACCCAAUAAUGCAACCUCUUUACUUCCAGCCAAUCCCAAUUUAUAUACCUCAAUACUAUCCACCACAGCCAUUAUUGAACAAUUAUCCUCAACAAAUUCCAUUCCCACCACUAGAUUCUGAUCAGUACUAUGAAGAACCAAUCAUUCAACAAAAAGCUAUUAAUCCUUAUAAAAAAUCAAGAAAGCAUGCAAGAAAACAUCCAAUUGUAGUCGAGCAUGAUGAAGAAUUAUAAAACUUGUGUUAUUAAUCGCAAUAACUUCAAAAAAUAUAUAAAAAUUAUAGCUACAUAUUUAUUGCCACACAUUAGCACACAUGAUUUAAAAGUGUUCAUUUAUUUAUUAUGUACAUAAAUACUAUAGAAUUAUUUAUAAAUUAUGAGAAUGUUUAAAUCAAAAAAUUACUUCAUUUAGAAAUUACUCAUCGCACAUCUAUAAACAUUUAGCAUUAGACUGAGAAUAAACGUGAUUUUGGCAUCAAAAAAUAAAUAAGGAAAUUUUGUUAAAUUCUCAAACAUUUAAAAUAAAUCUCAUUUUUGAAAUGACCCC
Messenger RNA from Chironomus riparius, 1746 nucleotides. The record is from the annotation of a GenBank genome assembly. Lineage: Eukaryota; Metazoa; Arthropoda; Insecta; Diptera; Chironomidae.